CUGACAUAGCAGCAGGGGGGUUUGGAGGUGUUGGUAUUCCUGGUAUCAAACUGUAUGCACGAGGAAGGUUUGAUCUUGUUGUCUGGAAAAAAACUUACACUGCACUUGACAUAAUGUUCUCAUAUGUGAGAGACUUCCCAGACCGUAACUCUGUCAGCACUUUGACAUAUAAGCGUUACAUUAAGAUAGUUGGUUCCACACUCUUAAAUAAAAUGAGCAAAACUACAAAGACAUUCAAGCACACUCGCUCGUGGCAAAAGACAGUUCCUCUUUUCCAAGCAAAGUAUAGCUUCUUUAUUUAUGUAGGUACUCUGGAUCUCACUCUCACUGGUCAAAUAUCUGGACAAAUGAAGUUUGAUGCAUUUAUUGCCCGUUUGGAUAAUGAUGUUAAUAUGAAGGCAUCAGCAAUGCUUGAGACAGGACCUACUCUUACUAUUAAAGGAGAUGCUUCAGCUAAUAUAUUGCUCAUAUACAGAAUAGGUAUGGCAGUCUCAGCCUCCAUAUCCUAUACCAUAAAUCCAGAAGCAUCAACUUCAGUCUGUGGCUCAUCAUCACAGGAUGCUAAUGCAUGCUUUGAAGUAUAUGGUAAAACUAAAGGAAGUAUCAAUGUUUAUGCAUACUGGCAGCUUAAGGAAGUCUCUUGUAAAUGGCUAAAGUGCAAGGUUUCUUGGACAAAAGAGAAAAAAUGGCCUAAACUAUCACAUACUUGGAGCCUAGUAAAUAGAAGAAAGAAAUUGUUUGGUCUGUGUUAUGCUUGUAAUUGUAAUGGAAGCCACCCCCUCAAUGUCCUUUGCAAGGGUAGCCGGUAUGGAGCCUCACGAUGUUUCUGUUCAACAAGAAGGUCAAAUUGAUAUUCUUCAAUCCUCAUUGAAAGCUGAUGUGAUCAUUUUUAAUGGACUCCUCUUUUUUGUAGCUGAGUUUAAGCUUUUUAUUAGUGUAGCAUAUAAGCGUUUUCAUUCUUUAGACAAUGAAUCAAAAAAUAUCCAAUUAAAUCACCA
This is a messenger RNA of Amphimedon queenslandica, 998 nucleotides long. RefSeq lists its product as uncharacterized. The record is from RefSeq and is a predicted model, not a curated record. NCBI's taxonomy places the organism in Eukaryota, Metazoa, Porifera, Demospongiae, Haplosclerida, Niphatidae. The transcript is spliced from 3 exons. The coding region runs from base 114 to 851 and encodes 245 amino acids.